Spizellomyces punctatus DAOM BR117 is the source of this 3156-nucleotide messenger RNA. RefSeq lists its product as uncharacterized. The transcript has 5 exons. Bases 1243 to 2919 code for a protein of 558 amino acids. The record is from RefSeq and is a predicted model, not a curated record. Lineage: Eukaryota; Fungi; Chytridiomycota; Chytridiomycetes; Spizellomycetales; Spizellomycetaceae.
UGCUAUUUCCUUUCUUUCCUAUAUUUCCUUGCUGGAUCUGCUAUUUCCGAUGCAUAGCGACAGCUUACAUCCGCUCCGACGGAGCACAUCCUAUUCUGCUGGCUCCGCGGGAGCUUCCCCUUCUUCUUGUUCACCUUCAGUUUAGUACGCCAUGCUCAUAGCAUAGGGACGCAACACAAGCAACACAAGCAACACAAGCAAUGGACGUUCUGAGGCACUCACCGAGAGCCGGCUGCGGAGCAGCUGCAAUGGCAGCGGCUGCCAAGUGCACAUAUUCUGGUUUAGUACGGCAACACGAGCAAUGGACUUUGUGAGGCAUUCACCUGGGGCGGGCUGCUGAGCAGCUUCGAGUCCAAAAAAUUGGGUUAGUGUUAAGCUUGGGUAUGUAUAAGACACGGCCCUUCCCAACUGGCAACCCAAACUGAGGCGGAGGGGGUGAGACCAGAUUAAUCGGCGCCACUCCGGGUCCGACCAUAUUCAACGGCGACGGUCCUUGUGAAUAUACGAAGUCCCAACGCUGAUUGAUCAGCCACCGUGCGAGGGUGGAGGAGAAUGCUGGGACGUUAUCUUUUCCGCCUGCCCGACGAACGGCGUCGUCGCCAGUUAUGGUCAAAUUCACCACGAACUGUUGGGGUCCGCCCGCAACCGCGGGCGAGAGGGACGCGGUCGCGGAAAGAAACGACGCCGUUCGGUGUCGUUCCAAUACCAUAGUUCUUGCUGGCUGUGGCGGCGGAGCCGCAAAAGUCAAAUUGACUGGAUCGACGUUAGGCGGGCCACCCAACUUUAUCGAGACGUACGCUGGUCGCCCUUCCUCUGGCGGCUGCGUACGCAGCGCGAAACGAUGUGUAGUUCCCAGCCAAAGCUGCGUGCGCGGCUGCCCAUUGGUCGUAGUCAGCAGAAUCAUCUAUGUAUUGCGCUGCGCGGGCAGCGGUUGGUAAAGGAUGAUGGUUUUGAUUCCUGGCAAAAUGCCAGAACACAGUGAAUGAGUAGCCUUGUUACCCUCAUUGAGGACAGAAUGCGACCUACCGAGCCAGAUAUCGUGCAUUUUGUUAGUGAAAAGUAGGUUUUGUGGUUUUGGCAAGUUUUCGCCGGUAAGUUAAAUUUGACGCCCGCGCGGUUAAAAGACCCUAUUGCCAUGGCAACAAAAUAAACUUCGCAGAUCACCUUACUAAAGGCGCAAAGCGUGGCUAGCUGAUUAUUCGCGAUCGGAAACAUACGAAAAUUUCCAUCGAAAUUCUUUUAAUGUAUAACAACCCAAAAACAAUGCAAAACGACGGCACUGAGAUUACCGAGCAGCAUCCUUCUCCGGGAACCUUCCCGUCUAGUAACAGUUUCGAUGCUGCUGGAUCCCGGCAAGUGGAUUUGGAUGAUAACAGCAUCAAUGUGUUUCGUGACGUGAAAGCGUUAUUUUCCCCUAUCGAAAGCGGCAAUGCCGCCGGAAUGUUGAAGACAGGUAUGGCGGUUUUAGCCGCGGUCGCCACCAGCGGUCUCAAGUACGGUUCGUGGCUGUUGUCCCCAGAAAGCAAUACUUGCCUGGCAAAACUCGACCCGGAGAUCGUGGGACCGGGUCCCGAAUUCCGUCUGGACUUGAGAAACAUGGAAGCGUCUACGUCCGUCAGCCAAGAUGCGGAGCAGUCUGAAACGCAUGAGGCGGUACGUCCGCUGCGCAAGCGGUCGGUAGCUAAUUAUGAAGAUUCGCAGGCGAAGAGGCCGCGACGUCGGAGACAGCAACAGCACCAGGGGACAGAGGCUUCGCCUAGCCCAGAGGCGUCCGCCCCUGAGCGUCCAAACCGCAGAUCUGGUAAACGUGCUGCUGCUCCGCAGCGAGAACCGGAACUGUCGCCAGCUGAAGUGAUGCUAAAGAAGUUUGCGGAAGUGAAUCGUGAAUCCUUUGAGGAGUCACUCACCGCUGUCAAGCGCAUUAAAAAGCCACCUGUCUGCAAGCUGAACCGUCAGCAGCAAGAGGAGUUGGAAGCACGUGUGGCCAAGGAACUCGGCCCUAGUUCGCCUGAGUUUACUCAGGCCAUUUACAAUCUGACAUAUGCCAUGGGGGAAUAUGACAAUUCUCUUGCUGUAUUGGCAGCUGCUGAAUCUUUCGCAAAUUUGCGAUCGGCCUGCGUUUAUGCGGCGUUCCAUCAUGCCUCAUUGGCACUGUACGACUUUUAUAACAAAACUGGAUGGCCCAAAGGCCUCGGGCCCAGAACAUCCCCAAGGAUCGAGAAGCCGCGACCGUCAGAGACAUACCCCGAUGAGGCUCUUCAUAUGAGGUGCUGGCGCCAAAGGGUGCUGAAAAUCGUAGAUAAAUUCAACUCUUUUGUGAAAUGGGCCGUCAGUGGAGGAAAGUUACCCCUGAGUAAAGUUGUCAUGUCUGGCGAGUUCCUCGCCCAUUUGGCGGCCCUUGUGGGCCCUGGCGUUCUGAUAUAUCAAAACGGGAGCGAGUUUUCCCAUAGAGCGUUUCAGAGAAUGGGAAAGCACGAGCAGGUCAAGCUCCUGUCGCAGCUGAAAGAUAAUGCGGAACCGAAGGAAACCGCAAGGCGUGCGUUGGGAAGCCCCGAUGUCCUCAAAUUACUCUCCCCGCUCUGGGGUCGUUUCCCGGGUAAAGACAUCCCGCUCGAACAAUUCCUAGAGCGGGUGUCCCGCAUGAGCCUGCCGAGGCCAAAGAACCAAAAGCCAAAAACCGCGCUGCCCAGCAGCAAUGACAAUGUCGAUAACAGCCGGAGUGAUAAUAUGGAACCGUCGUCACACGACGCUGACUCCUCGUAUGAACAAGAUGAAGUGGAAGAAGAAAAUGAUACAUAUGAGAACAAGAGCGAUGAGGAGUCGGAAUCCAAUGCCGCUAAUGAGUCGGAAUCCAAUACCGCUACUGAGUCGGAAUAUAGCGUCAAUGACGACAUUGAAGGCCCAUCUGCCGCUUCGUAAGAAGCCACACCCAUUUGAGCGGCAUGUCUAUCAGAUGGAGGUUGUUGAUGAUUGCAAACGCUAACAUAUCCUUGUGGAUGCUACGGCGUUUUUGAAAAAUUGCUUUUUGUCAGCAUUUCUGUAUAUUUGUAUUUAGUAAAUUUGGGAGUGUUGUCUCCUUCGUAAAUAUAACCUCUUGCAAGUUAGUCAAUGAGUUAUUGGCAAGACCACAACGGUUCUGAAAAGCCCUGGAUCGCU